Messenger RNA from Dichomitus squalens LYAD-421 SS1, 651 nucleotides. Its product is annotated as barwin-like endoglucanase. The record is from RefSeq and is a predicted model, not a curated record. NCBI's taxonomy places the organism in Eukaryota, Fungi, Basidiomycota, Agaricomycetes, Polyporales, Polyporaceae. The transcript has 4 exons. Bases 1 to 651 code for a protein of 216 amino acids.
AUGCACUUCUUCACGCUCGCUUUCGUCGCUCUCACCGCCGUCGCCGGCGCGUCCGCCAUCGUCAUCCCCCACCGCCAUGCUCAUGUCGCCCGCCAGACCCCUCCUUCCACCUAUGCAGAGGGUUACCUUGAGGACUACAAGGUCUAUCACGCUAGGUACAUGGCUCUCGACUGCGAGGCUCAGCACAACACGACCUUCUUCGACAAGUGCUGCCACCCUCUCCUCGCUACCGAGACGCUCGCGAAGAAUCGCGCGCCCGAGUGCAAUCCGGCGAACCACGCCUCGUCUACGAAGACAAGUGCAGCUGCUCCUACGUCCACCGGCUCCUCGAGCGGUGACUUUACUGGCGGCCACGCGACCUUCUUCUACCAGGGUGGAAAUGCUGGUGCCUGCGGUCAGGUCCACCCCGACAGCGCGUUCAUUGCUGCUCUUCAGACCAAGCGCUACGGUGACCUCUCUCAGGAGUCGUCCAACUGCGGUCGCAAGAUCACAGCGACGAACACCAACAACGGCAAGAGCGUCACCGUCACCGUUGCUGACGCGUGCCCGACCUGCCCGGAGGAGAACGACCUCGAUCUCUCCUUCGCUGCCUUCACCUCCAUCGCCACCGAGGAGGAGGGUGAGGUCCCCAUUGUCUGGCACUUUGACUAA